AUGUCCUCGUCGACUGCCCACCCGUGUGCCAUAGGCACUAACACCCAACCCAGAACGUCCAAUGCGUCUUCCACCGAAGCCUCAACUCAACCAACGUCUGAACCUCUUGCCGACAGUCAGCUUCCGCCGCAAAGACACGCGGGAGCUAUCGGGCUCGGUCCCUUGUACGGACAGGGAGCAGGUCUUGGAGACAAGCUCGGCGGCUUACAAGAGGAGGUCAAGGGAAAGAUCACGAAGAACCCAGAACUAGUCGAACAUGGGCGCGAGCAGCGUACAGGGAUUUUGAAGAAGAAAGAGCAGGAACAGGAUGAUGAAGAAGACCCGUUCUCAAACCCAGAAGAUCAUAUCAACUAUCCUCCCGAGCCCCGUCGCGGUGAUCGCGGUUCCAAUAUCAUCGAGCCUCGGAAUCCUGAGCAUGACAAGCAAGUUCCUAAUCUCAUACACCCUCCUUCGACGAACCAACUCUCCCUUCGCUCAAAUAGUCAUUCGCAGACUCGCAUAUGCAUAUUGAAGAUGGAAAAUGGGCACGUCAGACUACAGUCCGCAGAUGACCCGACCUCCACCGAGCUCGCGGGAGUAGAUACGCGUUUCGAUGAGGAAGCUGUCCGAGAGCUUCAUGGGCAUCGUGAAAUGGAAUGGGCGUACAUGCCCUUACUGGGCGGCUGGAGGUGCACAAUUCUUGAUGAUGGAGGUGCUUAUGAGGCUAAUCUGACCAAGAAAAAUAUCUGGUACGCACCAAAAGGUCAACCUUAUUCCAUUCAGGGUGUCAGCAAAGGUGGAUGCGUUCACGCUAACGGAAACUUCUCAGAGGACAACACCUUCCUCCUUUCAAACUGGCUGGCUCAUAUGCCCAAAAAGGUGAUGGCCAAGAACUUCGGCCUUGAUCCCAGCGUUUUCGACAAGCUUUCACGGAAGGAAACAUAUUUUCGGGGGAUCACGCCUGAUACGUCCUCGCCUGGCUUGCUGUCUGACGUUCCGAAGUAUGAGCAUCGUUUCACGCACUGCCUUCUUGCCCAACUCCCGUCCAAGAUACCAGGCAAUACAGUCCGUAUUGAGGAUACCUCAAACUUCCCCGUCUCGAUGACCAUCGCCGCCGUGCAUGUGACUGUAGAGCCUCAUGGCCUGCGGGAGCUCCACUGUCGCCCGAAUGCCGAUGAAUGGUCGUUCUUCAUUAUAUGCAAAUCCGGCUAUCUUCCAAGUGUUAUCAGGAAUUCGGCGGGUCAACUGGUCACUCGUAUCGGCUCCGACCUCAUCCAUGCGCGGACGUCAAUCUUGAGAUGCACUGCAUCCUACAACUGCUCUAGUAGCGGCCUGAGUACUAUCCCUUCCACUGCAAUCGGCACCCCACAGAAGUCGGCAGUCACGCAAAUGUCACUGCCAAUUUUAAAGUCAGUUCGGCAGUCAAGCAAGUGGGCAAGGUCAAUUAGUAUUCGUUCGAAUGAGCAAGUAUAG
Messenger RNA from Suillus fuscotomentosus, 1452 nucleotides. Its product is annotated as RmlC-like cupin domain-containing protein. Lineage: Eukaryota; Fungi; Basidiomycota; Agaricomycetes; Boletales; Suillaceae. The transcript is spliced from 8 exons. The coding region runs from base 1 to 1452 and encodes 483 amino acids. The record is from RefSeq and is a predicted model, not a curated record.